CCUGGCGCUGCUCAGUACACGCAACAUGGCGGAGAGAGACAGCGAGCAGCUGCGGUCCACACGGUCGUGUCCUCCGCCACCGCAGUAGAAGUGUUCGGUGUUGGGUCACGUCUCUGGACUCUCAGGUGAAACAGUGAGGAGACAAGUUUGACACUACCGGAGAAAAAACUCGUGGAAAUGAGUCGCGAGUGAGGAAUUGGAGAUGAACCGACACGCAACAGACGUCCAGGAGUUGGCGCAGGACAGCGUCCCCUCCCCACCGCUGCCUGCUGAUCAUGUGCUCAACUCUGCAGCCGUGUUGUUCCCUGGUGCUUUUGAUCAACAAGGCUGCCCUCUGAUCGUGUUCCCAGCAGAUGAACAAGCCAAACUCUCCUCAGAGCUCAGCAAAGCAGAAGUGGUGGACUUCAUAAAGUACUUUCUGUGUCUGCACAAUAAGAAGCAGGAGAAGGAGAGUUUGGUGUCAGUGGUGGCUGAUCUGAGACAUGCCUCGCUCCCUACGACCAGGUUUAUCGCUGAGACUCUGCUCCUGCUUGAGCUGCACAAGCGAACAGUCCACAGUGUGUACAUAAUUCAGCCCAAAAAGAAGGAAAAUAUCAAGCUGUUGCUGAAACUCCUGGCUCCGUCAAAGUCUUACACUGUCUCUUUCAAGAAAGUCCUGUUGAAAGAAAUCUCUGAGCUCUCCAACUACAUUGAUCGGAGCCAGCUAACGGCAUCACUGGGCGGCUACUUUAUUUACUGUCACCAGAGUUGGGUUGCCUUCGUCAAGGAGAUUGAUGAGUUUGUUAAGGAGUUCCUGUGUGUGGUCCAGCGGCUGCCCUCCUGUAUCUCCACCCUGCAGGCUCUGUCCAGGCUGCCGCUGCCCUCCACCUUUGCCGAGCUCCAGCACUUCUGCUCCACCAAUGAAGCAAAGUUUCAGCAGCUCAGGAGGGAGCUGGGGCUGGAUGAACUGCAAAGGCAUUGUGAGAGUGUUAUGCAGAAGCUGCGUUACCCCGAGCAGGAGCCGUGCUACCAGGCGAUGGCUGGCACUGCUCUCUUCACCCACACUGCCUUCGACAUGCUGCAGAACCACAGCAGGAUCACUGCAGCUGUGGAAAAAGUGGAGCUGCUGUGGCAGCAGGCCUUUUCUAAGGCCCGUCUCCAGCUGCGGAUGUUCCAGCUGCGAGAUGAUGCUCUGCAGAUCACAGAGCAGAUCAAAACUCUUCUUCAGGAGAAACUCCAGCCUUACAAAAUAGAGAUCGCCAAGGAUGCUGACAAGGCAGUGAAGCUGGUGUCUGAAUUUGAGACAUCCAUUUACACUCCUGCUAUGGCACUGGUUCACUGUGCUGAGGAUGUGAUCCACACAGUAGCAGAGAUCCUACUGUUUGAUGGUCAGACCAGGGAGCGCUGGGUUCUGGAUGUGGAGAGGCUCAAGGAGAAACUCAGCUCUGCUGUGCACUUCAUUCUCCAAACCCUCAGAGCAGUUUCCAACUACCAUCAUUACUACAACAAGGCCAGCAGCUGGUACAGUCUGGUCCUCUGUGAGAACAUCCUCCAGGUGCUGCUGUCAGGGGUUAAUGGAGACAGUGGUUCCACACAGAGGCAGAGGAGGCACUGGGGGUCGAUUCCUGCAUGGAGGUACAAAAUGUCCACUUUCCUGAAGAAGAAUCCCCCUCCAGAUAUGGAGGAGCUGGUUUAUCUGGCUCAUCUGUCUAAUGCCAUCCCAGAUGAUGACAUCAAGAAGGCCGGCAAGCAGAUGUCUCAGCGGUGCGUGACCCUGAGGAAACUCCUAAUGUCUUCUCAACCUGUGGCUGUCAGUGACCUCCAGCUGGCCUUACAGUGGCAGUACGAUUUGUUGCGGAGUAGCCGUGUAAAUAAGUCCUCUGCCUCUGCCUCUGCCGACGGUACUACAGACAGAACAAAAUGGAAGGAUGUUCAAGACCUCACCAAAUGCGAAAGUAGCAAGGAAGCAGUCCAUCUUCUAAGAACACCUCCUUCGACCACGGCAUCUGGGAUGGUGUCAGCUGAGGGCAAACCCUCCUCCCUCAGCUCAUUCGACUCAGGCUUCGAUGGAGCUGGGAGCAGCCAGCUGGAGGCCUGUGGGGGGAGGGAAGGAGUGGAAGGUCUGUCCAGAUUGGCUGGGAGCAGGGACUUUGUGAGACCUGCUAUGAGUCAGCCUCAAAUCCAUACAGAGAAUCUCUCCAGUGUUUCAGACUCUGAAGAUCACAGAGAGGAGUUUGACCUUGGCUCUGUGGGAAACUCCUCUAGGGCCAGCAUCCAGAUCAUCCCUAAAGUAACCGUGGAUUCCCUCAACUUGGAGAUCAAGGUCAAGCGCUCAGCUGCACUACCCAGUAAUCCUUGGCUUAGCUUGCCGGUAGACGAUCUGGAAAACUCUUACACAGUUACCAUCACGCAAAACCCAACACAACAGAGGGACCUGCAGUUCCAUGAUCCCUCUGACCCCUACACUAAUGCCAACCAGGCCAGCAGGUCUCGAGAUCAGCCCACACAGACGGAGGUGUUGACCAGCACACAGCCCAGAGAGCCACAGAACAGGGACUGGACACUGCAGUCACAAAGCAGUUUAGAGGAUCCUGAACUAAGUCCCAUUCGCAACAUCCUCUCCAGCACUAUCACAGAAACAGGAGGAGACAAGUCCAUGUGCACCACACAGGGGAUUCCUACUCUUCUCUGGGAUUCUUAUGACCUCCAUGACCAGAAUCGGGAUGCUGUUGAUGGUGUGAUAGAUCUUUCCCUUAAUGACUGGGAUGUGAAGGAGCAGGAGGAUUUGCGGGAGGUGGAAAAGAUCCUGGACAGGACUGAUGAAAUACUAGAGAGAGAAGAAAAUGUUCUGGCUCAGGAGGCUGUGCUGGAGGCCCUGCUGAGGUCUGAGAAGAGGCGGAAUCAGUGGCCGCUGUGGGACAGUGAGGACCAGCUUGGUGCGAUGUCAUCCAGCGAGCUGGCUGAAGCUGGUGUUCUUGGCUUUGAGGAUUACCUCAACCCUGCAGAAUCCGACAACCUUAGUGAACCCGGAUCAACUGGAUCAGCAAGUGAAAUUAAGGCCUCUGAAGAUGAUGGACACUGCUCUGAAGAUGCUACAGGAGCAGAUACACUAGCAUUUUACAGCAGACCGGACCUGCUGCAGGAGCUGAAGAAAGUCCACAUCCUGGAUGAGCUGAUCAUGGAGGAGAACCUGAAGAUCCAUGAGUUCCGAAGCCGCAAAGAAAACCUCAAAGAGGAACUCUCUGUUAGCUAUCCUGCGGAUACAAACGGACUGUCAAGUGUGAACAAAGACAGGGAGGCUUUUCGGUUACAACUGGAAAAGGAGAAAAAGGAGGUGGAGAAGCUUGAGAAGAGUUUGGACAAAGAGAGUAAAGUGAAGAAGCCCAAGGACAGAGCUAGCAAGGUUAUAAAAUGUUCUAUAAUGGAAUGGGCUACAAGUGAGAAUAAGGAAGACCAAGCACUCUGUGAUGAACUUUUAUCAGGUAGCUAUAACCGAUCACAGAGAACACAUCCACCAUCUUUGGUCCAGAAUGAUUCUCAGGCUCAAGAUACGUAUAAAACUGAAAAAGUUCAAGCAGUAUUGGGUCCUGAUGUUGCCAAAGAGACUACAACACAAGACUUGGUUCAACUUCCACAUUCCAAAUGUCUGGAUCAUUGCUCUGCAGCUGAGCCAUCAGUAUAUAUUGGAGCUACCUUAGAUAGUAUAUCUGUUUUGAAGGAACCUCCUGAAGAGUUGGUAAUCCAACCUCAAGGAUGUAUCAAUGGGAAAAUAUUAGAUAAAUCUGGUGAAAAUGCUUCUUUAACCUCUGAAACAAGACCAGAUGAUGGAGUGUUUGACCCAGGUGGAGAAUCACACCUUCCUUCUGUGCCUAAGCCAAGACGGGCUUUGCUCCUUGUGAACACCCAGCUCAUUGAACACGAACCUCAUUCCACCGAGCUGCAGAAGCCAGCUGGCUCCUCAGUCACUCAAGAUCAAGGCUUUGUGCAAUUUGAUCUGCAAGAUAAACCGAUUGAUGCGCUGCCAGAGAAUGUGACUCCAGCAAUCAGCCACAACUUGGUUCCCAGUCCAAAUGUAAAGGAACACAGCUACAACAACAAUGACAACCAUGCACUCACAGAGGAAUGCAAAGUGUCAUUAGACCAGUUGUCUGAAAUAAGCACUAAAGAUGAAGAGGAUACAUCAGCAGUACCUGAAUGUUUGCUGCAGGUAGACUCACACCCAACAGAGGAGGUCAACUCUUUAACUGAAAUAAGCGGCAAAUAUGAAAAUCAAGUUGCUCAAGAUAAAGUCUUUGUGCAGUUUGAGGUGCAAGAGAAACAACUUGAUGAGCCACCAGAGAAUGUGACUCCAGCCAUCAGUCACGACUUGGUUCUCAAUCCAAAUGUGAAGGAGCACAGCAACAACAACAAUAACAACUAUGCCCUCGCAGAGAAAUGCAAAGUGUCAUUAGACCAGUUGUGUGAAAUAACCAAUAAAGAUGAAGACGAUCAAGUCGCUCAAGAUCAAGGUUUCAUGCAAUUUGAUCUGCAAGAUAAAUCACUUGAUGCGCUGCCAGAGAAUGUGACACCAGCCAUCAGUCACAAUUUGGUUCUCAAUCCAAAUGUGAAGGAGCACAGCAACAACAACAAUAACAACUAUGAGUUCACAGAGAAAUGCAAAGUGUCAUUAGACCAGUUGUCUGAAAUAAGUACUGAAGAUGAAGAGGAUACAUCAGCAGUACCUGAAUGUUUGCUGCAGACAGAUUCACAAUCAUCAGAGGAAGAUCAGACUUCAUCUCCUGCAGAUGCGCUCCCACAUCAGCUGUCAGCACCCCAGCUGCAUCCUGACCAGCCUGUGGAGUUUGAUCCCAGUGAAAGAGAUGAGCAGAGUGAAGACUUUGCUGAUGGUGUUCAGAGCUUUGAGGCCAUGAGGGUAUCAGGCUCUGGGUCACCUGUGAUUCAGACCCAUCUUAACAUCAGUACGAGAAAGAUGACGGAUUAUAACACCCCCAUAGUGCUGGAUACAGGUUCUGGUUUGAUGAAAGCAGGAUUUGCAGAUCAAGACCUCCCAAGUGUUAUAUUUCCAACAAUUAUUGGGAUGCCAAAAUAUGAGGAAAUAAUGAAUGGUAGCGUGGACAGGGAGACCUACAUUGGACACGAGGCUCAACACAUGAGAGGAGUCCUGGCUCUGAAACAUCCCAUAAAGAACGGGAUCAUUCGUAACUGGGAUGAAAUGGAAAAGAUCUGGCAUCACACGUUCCAGCAGCUGCGUGUCGAACCAGACGAUCACCCUGUUAUGCUGACCGAGGCAGCCAUGAACCCGUUGGAGAACCGCCAGCGCAUGGUGGAGAUCAUGUUCGAGUCUUUCAAUGUUCCCUUCACAUACAUAGCCAUGCAGGCAGUGCUGGCUCUUUAUGCAGCAGGGAGAUCCACUGGUGUGGUGUUUGACUCUGGAGAUGGAGUGAGCCACAGUGUGCCUGUGUUUGAGGGAUACUGUCUACCUCAUGCAGUGCAGCGCUUCCCUCUGGCUGGUUUGGAUGUUACAAUGCAUCUUAAAAAGCUCCUGCAGGAACAAGGGGUGAGCAUGCGCACCUCAGCAGAGAUGGAGAUAGUGAGGGAGAUAAAGGAGAAGUGCUGCUGUGUGGCUCUCAACUAUGAAGCUGAGCUGAGUCAGGGGGGGCCAUCCUGCAGAGAGAUGUAUUACACCAUGCCAGAUGGACAGAUUGUCACUCUCACCACGGAGAGGUUCAGGGCCCCUGAGAUUCUUUUUAAACCCGAGCUGAUUGGACGGGACCAUUAUGGCAUGCACGAGAGCAUCUUCAAGUCAAUCCUCAGCUCAGACAUUGACCUGCGGCGCUGCUUCCUGGGAAAUAUCGUCCUGUCAGGUGGGAACACUCUGCUGGCUGGCCUGCCUGAGCGGCUCCAGGCUGAAAUCAAAGGACUGGUUCCAACCGACAUGGCAGAGAGCGUCCGAGUCAGCAGCCCCAAGGACAGAGUGUUCUCAGUGUGGAGCGGAGGAGCAGUGCUGGCCAACCUGCCCUCGUUCAGUUCUGCUUGGAUCAGUCAGGAAGAAUACGAGGAGUAUGGGCCGCUGAUUGUCUUCAGGAAAUGCUUCUGAGGCGGACCACUAUGAGGAGUGCACGCUGGCUGGACUCCUGUGUAAUAUACCACUUAAUCUGAUUUCACCAAGUGCAAUAUACAUACAGCUCUAACACAGUGCCAUGGAUACGUCUGAGCCAUUAUAAGCCCUUUUUAUAUGUUUGUCUUUUUUUAUGUAUGAAUGAGUUGUGUGUGGAGUCAGUCUCACCCUCGUCGUCAGCGUGAUCAUAACCUGUGAGCUCUCACUCGACACCAGUGGGAUCCUUUUGACCUGCUGAGUGCUUAAUGCGUCAUCUAAUGAGCUCCACCAACAGGACAUGGAUGAAAUUGGUGUCAUAAAAUUCCUGUCGUUCGACGUUAGUGUUCCUCAAGGACUGUUUACUCUGCCUUAAGUUUCCCGUUUCGGGAAUGUAUUUCUGUGUCUCAAGAAUUUAAGCGCACGUCUGUUAAUGUCUGUGGUGAAGGGACGAGAAUUGAAGCUGGCCUUUGAUUAAUGUCUGCCAACUUUGUUUCUGUAAUAAGCAAUUGAGGGACAUGAAGUGAACUCAGUGUGCUGACUCAAAUAUAUAUUAAUCUAAUAUCAAAUUAUGGCGUGUAUGUAUGCAGCAAUUUAAAUUAAAAUGGGAUUAUACAACAGUUUAAAGUAAAAUUCAAUUAUACAACAAUUUAAUGUAAAUUUGGGUCUAACAAAUUAUUUUUAUGUUUUAGACAUGGUGAAAGUUGCUUUAAUUUAAAUUUGGAUCAGUGCAGCUGUGCAGUCUUCACUAUGACUUUAUUUUUAGCAGGAUUAAAUUAUCUGUACGAUGGGUUAUUAGGGCCAUUUCUAGAAAAAAAAUAGUCCUUAUAAUAUAACAUAAUCCUCAAAGGUUUGUCUUUUUUCAUGUACCAUUUUAACUCUUUUCAAAAUAUGACUAACUUUUUCUUGAAAUGUUCAUUUUUGUCAUAGCAUAUCUUUUUUCUCAAUAAUUAAGUUUUUACUUGUAAUGUAACGACUUUUUCCCCUCAUAAUUACGUCCUUUUUUCAUAACAUUCCAUUUUUUUUCCUUGAAAAAUUCAACUUUAUUCUCAAAAUGUAUGAGUUUUUUUUCCUAGCAGUGGCUCUGAUAAUCAUCAGCUCUCCCAAAUCGAAGCAAAAGAUAACUGUACAUGAAUGUUUCCUGUCGCUGCAGUAAUGUGAAUUGGAGAGAAGAUAUGGAUUUGCAGGAUGUUAAGUUUACAUUGUAGCAAACCGUUAGCAGAAUCAUGUGUCAUAUUUUCCCACUUGAUCCUCCACUUGAGUCAACUUUUGGUUAGUGAAGGUUUGUGUGUAGCCGUAACCCUAAGUGCAAGUCCAUGGAGAAAGAUGUAAAGUGCAGUAUUGGUUGUGAAAUGCCUUUCACUUGGUUUCAGUCUGUUGAAUAAGCAGGUGAUGUUAAAUGCUUCUGCUGCAGGUGCAGUGUUUGUUGUAAAAAUUUAAAGUCUUUUGAAUAUUUUCUAUUUGAGUGCAGUGUCUUUCUAAGAAGUUGUGUGGAUUUUGAACACUUGCUCAGUAGUGUUGAUGUGUGUGAAAGGUGUUCCAGUGGUGCCAAAACGGCUGCAUUUAUAUCAAUACCAUGGAUUCUGAAAACCCCUUUGCCAACCUUGUAUAUUUAUACUUCAUCUAUGUUUUAUCUUUUGCAUGCAGUUAUUUUGUCGUGCAUCAUUUAGUUAAACCUUUUUUUGCAUGUACUUCUUUGUCUGCAUGUUUUUCUUUGGAUUUUUGUGACGUGCCUCUCCUAAAGGCAUGAGGUUUGUCAUGUGACCUAAAGUUCAGCUCUUAGUGGAAAUCACCAUGAAAUGUGACUGGGGACUGUAUUUCUGCCCUUACGUAAGACUCGGUCUGCCUCGUUUACUCGCUGUAGUUUGAACAGGCUCUUUUGUAUCCUCCUCCUCUACAUGUACUGUAACAGUCUGGACUGAGUCUAGCAAUUUUUCAAACCAUGCUAUUUAUGUCAUGUCUGUUUUUAUAAUAAAUCUUUAAAUAAUC
Molecule: messenger RNA, 8062 nt
Organism: Epinephelus lanceolatus (giant grouper)
Lineage: Eukaryota; Metazoa; Chordata; Actinopteri; Perciformes; Serranidae
Source: RefSeq, a predicted model, not a curated record